[Torrubiella] hemipterigena is the source of this 2432-nucleotide messenger RNA. NCBI's taxonomy places the organism in Eukaryota, Fungi, Ascomycota, Sordariomycetes, Hypocreales, Clavicipitaceae. The record is from the annotation of a GenBank genome assembly.
GCGCGGAGUGACACCAGGCUGAAGGCUAAACGGAUGCCGACGCGUCCUAUCGAUAAGUCGCGACUUGUCACUCGAACUAUCAUCAUCGGCCGACAGCGAAUCACUUCCUGGCCCUUAUAUACUUCUCGCCUAAACGGUUUCUUUGGUACAUGAGCAAUUAUGGCCACUGGUCGCGAUCGCCGCGCCGAUAACCUGAACGAAAGACUACGAGGAGCACAGCGGAAUGUUGUUGAUAAUGACACCUUCAAUCUUGAUCUUAACAUAGACGGAAUCGCACAGCCAUUUGGAUAUAAUGCCACCAGCCCGGAACAAGCUUCGUCAACCCCAGCAGCGAGAAGAACAACAUCGAGUCCACGACCGCCGCGACAGUCAUCGAUCCCCGUGCAACGCUCCCCAAGCGCUGUAGCACAAUCUCCAGCUCUUGUACGCGUCAAAUACACGGAAGAAGUCGCAGAAAGCCCAACCGAUGCUCCUGGAAGUGGGAAACGACGCCGCGUCCCAGUUGCAGAGGCUGCAGUUGUCACAUCUCAAUUGCAGAAUAUUAUCGACACCCCUGAAGGGCCGUCGCCCAUUAACGUAUCCAUAUCUAGACCUACGAGAGGAUCGCCAGUGGCUAGAGCAAGGCUUUCAACGCGCCCAUCAAGUUCGCCACGCCCUGCGCCUCAGCCUUCAACGUCCCCAACAUCCAGCCAAGACGAUGGUGGCUCCGAUGGUAGUUUUGUGUCGCAAAUUCAGCGGCCAUCUCCCCACACUCGACCAAACGUAUCCCUGCGCCAGGCUUCAGAACAUGCAUCCGAGGAACGUUCUCCUGAGAGAUCCUCGCCUUCCGUAACGGACCCUCUGUCGCCACCAGCUCCUAAGCGGCGCCUUGUUCAACCCGUUGCGGCACGCGCGCCCGCAAGGCGUCAAGCACAACAGUCCACUCAUAAGAGGCCGGCCAAGGCCAGAAGUGACAGAAGUACUGGGUCUACAUCUCGCCGCGGCGGCGAGGGGCCGAUCGAUAUUAAAGUCCAACGCUUCGUGGAAGAUGACGAGGACGAGCGCAGCGAUGAAGAUGUGAUUCCGUUCGCCAACGAAUCAGGAGAAACCGUUGUUGAUGUUUUGAUGCAUCUGUGCGAAGAGACUGUUGAAAGAACAAAGGACCUAUUUGAACAGCGGGUGGAACAGGCCCCAGAUUCAGAGACUCGUAAAGAGUUUCGCAACAUGGGCCGAGCUGUAGAAGCGUUCCGUCAGGAACUGGAGUCCCGGUUGUUGCAACAUUCAAUUCACCUCAACCACUGGCAUUCCCUUCAACGCCGUCUGGCACAGAUUCAUCGAGAAAAGUUGGAGCUCCGCGAGGAUAUUCUACGAAUCAAAGGCGAACGUGAGCAGAUGGCACUUCGGAUGGAAGCUUUACGGAUGAAACACGAAGCUGAGAACAGGGACUACAAGCGUGUCCUCGGCGCAUCCAAAGUUAUGUUUGACGUUGAUCUGGCGGUUGCUCAAGGGCGCGUCGAACCCGACUUGACACCAGAGGAUGGAAAGCAAGGUGAAAUUGCCAACCUGGCCAUUGCUAUCGCGCAACUCGCCGAUCAAACUAGCUCCAACAGCGGUACGGGCGGUCUGCUGAAUACAGUUCGAGACUUUAACGACUUCCUAGAGCGUGCCGCAUUUGCUCUCGAAUCACGCUGAACGAUUAACGAUAUGAAAUGACAUUUUAUUUCAUGCUCAACGCCUAUUAUGACCACUGGUUCCAUAUGAAAUCUCUUCAGCCUAGUUCAUUUUGGCUUUACUGAAGUCCAUCUCGGGAUGCUGUGCCUGGAACUUUUUAAGAAUAUCCAGCUUCUUCUGUUCUUCGGAAGUCGGUAGACCCUGCUCUUUUUGACGCUGGUCAAACAUCAUCUUCUCCACCAUACCACGGGUGGCGCCGUCAAGGUCCGAGAGCUUCGAGUUUUCCGGUGUGAUCUUGGUUACGUCGAUCUUCGGGGCAGUAGUUAUGACGUGUGCCCACCAUUCCAUCUUGUUAGUCUUAUCAAGGUGGAUUUCCACCGUCUUCGUAUCGGGCGUUUCGUUUGUAGUUAGUGUCCAUGUAGAGUCAUCGACUUGGACAGAGUGUGGGAGAUCGCCCUGCGAAGGUUAGCUCUUGCUAUGGCCUGUCGGCUUUCAUCACGCACAGAAAUGACGGGUUCUUGGCCCUUGACUCCUGCGACUAGCUUCUGCUUGCUGAUAUUUAUGGCUAGGUCUCGAGAUUUGAGGUUUGCAGGGACAUUGAAGGUCACGACUAGGUCGCCAAUUGUCUGUGUCCACUUGUAGGGAAGAGCUCCUUGUUCUUGCUCCUCCCUGGCGCGGGCAGCAGCCUCUUCGACGGGAUUGGGUUCUGGUGCUAGUCAGCUCUGUAAUAUGGGUAAUGCACCAAUCUUCUGUGCUAAUAAAACUAUUAAACCACUACAAAC